UAGAGAUCGUCCUCGAAGCGAGAGCGGUGCACGCGUUGCACUAGUCAUUGUGCGGUUGCACUUCGCACGCACGGCCGUCUGAGUGACCUAAUAGUGGCUGGAGGGAGGGACCGGGAAGGUGCGGGGAGCGGCCCGCGCUGCCGCUCGUGCGGUAGGUCGGGCUCACUGCGCGCGCCCGCCGCCCGUCGCCGACAGUGGAAAACUUUCUUUGCGACUUUUCCUCGCGUAAACAAAACCGCGCAAAGAUUUUCGCUCGCGCGCUCAUAAGUCUAACAUCGCCCAAAUGACCGACACAGAUGUAACUAUUUUAUUCCCAAUGAUACGAGUGCAAACGUCUAUAUUAUUGCUCAGUUUUUAAAUUCGAUGGACCGAGUGAUUUGGGAUGUAAGCUUCGACACCGGAGCCGGUAAUCGUACCAACCAGCGCAUAUGGAUUUAGUAAUAAAAAGUCGGUAAAGUUUCUGAUUUAUUGCUUACGUUUUAAACUAAUCGAAUAUAUAAUUCAUCUAUAAAAUUAAAUAAAUAACAUUAUGUGAAAAUAAUGUUCAAAUAAUAAAAUACGGGUUUUAAUUCAUAAUAUUUGUGUGAAACUUAUAAUUAUUGCUUUUGAAAUAAUUAAAGCGUCGAUGUUCGGGAAAGCUGCAGUUAAACAAAAUUAUAUUUAUAACCUGACCGUAGAGCCCUUUGUGAUGUUGUUAUAGCGCGUUGCGGGCACAAGCGCAACGCUUCCGGGCGCCGCAUCUGCGCUCGCGCCGCUUUCACUUUCACCUCGCUCACAGCGCCGCAUCUCGCGUUCACCCGUUACAACGUGAGUCGGCAGCCGACACCAGUACGUCGUCGCCAGACCCAGGUCCACCGUCACCGCGCAUGGCCGAGGCCGGGUGCAGCACGCCGCCGCACCCACCACCUGUGUUCGACGGCGGCGGAUCGCCUUCGCCUUCGCCUUCGUGCCACCCUACAGUCAUCCGCUCUGCACCACCUUAUUCAGUCAUUAAAUUUGAAGGAGCUCCUGUUGUCAAAACUGAAAGUUCCCAAAUUAAUAAACACGAAUCUGCACCUUCAUCAGUUAAACUUGAAGCUGCACAACCAGAACCUCCUCAGCCUUAUAGGCCACGUGCUCUUGCGCCACCUCCGCAAAGUCCGCAUACAGCGCUUUCACCGGGACACUGGCCACCCGCUGCUUGUAUCAACGGUGUGAAGCCGGAGCUCAUCGGCGGUCAUUUCCCACCUCAACCAUUAGAACAAAAAUCAGGAUCUCGAAAUACGCAAUGGCGCGGUGCGCCAGCUGUUAUCAUGGGCGAAUCUGGAGGUGUUCGGACUAUGUUUUGGACAUUACCCGCACCAACCACUAGUGGUGAGCCAGCAGCAAGUGCGUCGCAUACGCCGACACCACCAACCCCUGACCCGGGUACGUGUAGUGAAGAGUCCGCAGCACGAUUGCUGCUUAACCUCGGUGGAGAAUUAAGGCGACCAAGAGGACCAAGAUUAGAUAUGGAGCUUCUCUGGGCUGGAGAUGUCUCGCAGCUGCCAGCGCAUCAACAAAUGCAUGCAUUAAAUCUCAGUGCUGCAGCAGGAACUGUUUCAGGUUUACCAGGUGUUGCAAGUGCAAGUUCUUUAUCAACUCGUCCAGAACUUCGAACCUAUGCCCCUGAGGCAGAUCGUGAAGAAGAUGAACAACCUAUGAUAUGUAUGAUAUGUGAAGAUAAAGCAACGGGAUUACAUUACGGCAUUAUAACAUGCGAAGGUUGCAAAGGGUUUUUUAAAAGGACUGUACAAAAUCGUCGAGUGUACACUUGUGUUGCUGAUGGUGGCUGUGAAAUCACAAAAGCGCAACGGAAUAGAUGCCAGUACUGUCGUUUCAAGAAGUGUAUAGAACAAGGAAUGGUUUUACAAGCUGUUCGAGAGGAUCGUAUGCCUGGCGGCAGGAAUAGUGGUGCCGUGUACAACCUUUACAAAGUUAAAUAUAAGAAACACAAGAAACCAAAUACGAAAGCAGCGACCACAACCAGCCGAGCAUCACCACCAGAAAAACCUAAAGACCCUUUACCACCCCUCCCACCGCACCUCGUUAAUGGGACCAUACUAAAGACUGCAUUAACAAACCCCAGCGAGGUGGUACAUUUGAGAGCAAGACUGGAAAGCGCAGUAUCAUCAUCUCGAGAUCGAGCCGUUCCUUUGGAAAGGGCGCUGCAUAUGAUCCGAGCUCUCAUCGACUGUGAUGCUAUGGAAGACAUUGCAACCGUACGUCAUCUACCUGAUCUCCUCCACGACACGUCCGAAAUUGGCGACAAACUUUGUAAAAUUGGAGACUCCAUUGUACAUAAAAUGGUCGCGUGGACGAAAAAGUUACCAUUCAUAAUGGAAAUUCCUAUGGAGAUCCAUUCUAAGUUGUUAAUGGAGAAGUGGCACGAGAUCUCAGUUUUAACAACAGCGGCAUACCAAGCAAUGCACGGGAAACUCGCUCAUGCACCACCGUCGUCGGAUCAUGAACAUGAUUUCAUGCAAGAGGUAAAUGCCAAUUUAAGGACAUUACAAAAUUGCCUGACAUCAUUGAUGGGUAGGCCGAUAACCCUGGAACAGCUCCGACUGGAUGUGGGACUGGUGGUCGAGAAGAUGACUCAAAUAACCUGCGUAUUCCGUCGCAUUCAGCUCAGAAUGGAGGAGUACGUGUGCUUGAAGGUCUACAUAUUGCUUAAUCAAGAAGUGGAGUUGGAAAGUAUUCAGGAUAGGUACGUGCAAGUAUUGCGCAGUUACUUAGAACACGCUGCACCCCACCAUCCUGGCAGACUUCAGGAGCUUUUCGCUCGGAUACCCGAGAUACAAGCGGCGGCAAACCUGCUACUAGAAAGUAAAAUGUUCUACGUACCGUUCGUGCUAAACUCGGCUGAGAUCAGAUAGUAUAUGGCGCAGCAGGGCGUCUAGUUCUCGAUGUACGAGCGGCAGACCCCCGUCCCGCGCCCGCGCCAUCCCCGCCAGCCCUGCACCCUCGUCACAUAACCGACCUGUGUUCACUCCAGAGUCAGCAGAACGUUCCUACUCGACCGGACACCGACAAUAAACACGGCUCGGAUCAUCUUCGGAUCGAGACGGAGCCACCACAGUGCGUGGACUCCUUAUAUUCGCUAAACAUUGAACUGAGUGAGUGUGGAUAGUGCGGUAUUAUACCUUUGUUGAAUCGAUGUGUGUAUUGGCUUAUUGUUUAGUAGAGGAAUUAAAACGUCCCAAUUGACAGACUGAUUUAUCAUAAAAUAUAGAUAUUAUUUAAGUACCAGGGACUCGGAUGCGUGUUUUAUACGUGGUAGUGUAUACUACUUAGUGUUAAAUAGAGUAAAUAUAUAAUUAUGUUACUAUUUAAAUACGUCAGUCGAAGAAUCGCAUAAUAUAUUAUUUCUGUACAUAUAGAUUGUAACUUAACAUAGUUUCGUAGUUAAGGUCGUUGUUUAUAGACAUAAUUGUUUCUUGUAAAUGAAAUAUUGCUGUUUUAGUUUGCAUUUUAUAUCUAGAUUUAAACCGGUUGUCUCGCCGGGUGUGUAAUAUCGGAAAUUUUCUAAUUUUAUUUUAUAUGACUUGUUCGUAAUUAAGUAGCACUAAGUACCUACUCUCAGUGUUUACCAAGACUGCUUGUAUAAAUCUGUAACGUUUUUACGCAAAAGUAAUGAAGCGCGGCUUCGCGCUCGUCUCCGUAGUCACAACUUAUGCAUUUUUAUUGCCUAUAUUUCGCAAAUCACUUAUGCAUAUAAUCUCGUUCUAACUCUUACUUUACUCUGGUCUAACUAGAUAUAAGUGACCGGUAGGCAUUGUCGAGCCGUGACGUGCUGAUGGCGACCGAGUAAGUUGUUGAAUCGUCCGCCGCUGUUUCGCUUAGGCAAAGACGGUUCGAAGAUUUACUUAUCGUAUUAUACUUUGCUUCCUUUGAUGUGUUCAAGUGUAAUUUAUGCUCAAUACCAUUAACUUCAUCAGACGUCUGCAUGAUAUCAUCAUUACACUAGAUCUUAAUAACUGUCAAGGCACUUAUAAGUAUUAAUUUUAUCGGUAUCAGAAUUCUUUAAGAUCCAUUAUCAUUCAUACUAUUUGAAUAUCACAUGACAUUCGUUGCAAAAAUUUUCGAAGACUGCGUGGCCGUUAUAUGUUAAUUCUCUAGGAAUGUGGCAAAUAUUUUUUAUACCAUUUCACUGAUUCUAAAUUAUCAGAUAAGUAGGACUUAGACAAAGGGUCUGCGACCAAACCAUUCGCAACUUACCCAAGAUUGCUCUAAGGCGUAUCAAAAAUCUGUGCCACGACAAUACAAUCAUUUUCCGGAUAUUCAAUAUGGAGCAUUCCUAGAAAGAAUUCUUAAGAAUUUAAGCGAUUUCAACUUUUCUAUUAAUAUUAUAAGUCUGACUCUGGUCUUGACCAAAUAAUUCAAACGCAGCUUCACUAUCACACCUGACAAGUACAUUUUGUAACCACAUUUAUCGAUCAUACACGUAAUUAGUCAUAAAUAGUAAUAAAUUUUGAUAGCCAUAAUUUAUAAGUAAUAAACUGAUUAACUUCACUGUCAGUAAUCACUGCCUAUUUUAAUGUUAUUAGCUAUUAUCUUUGAUAGCAAUCGUAUUAUGGAAUGUAUACACGAUGCGAGUUCUAGCCGUCGAUUUAACGCAAAAUAUAUUUUUCAGAUGGAUUCUACAUGUUUGAUGUUAAAGAACUUUUUUAGAUAUUUUUAUUGAUAUUAGAUACACGAUAAAUUUUUGAUUUGUAUAAUUAUUAAAAAUAAAUUUGUAUUGAUAACGAUAAACUAUAUAUAGCGAUUCUAUACUGUCAAUUUUAAUGUUAUAACUUAAUUUACUGCUAUCGAAUAUUUUUAUCAGAUCUUCUUAAAUAGUUCAAUUAUUACCUUUUAUUUUAUUUUCAUCACAACAACAAAUAAAUUAUUAAUGAAAAUUAAAUAAUAAUACACUGUGACGAUUCAGACGCGGCUACUUAUCGAUACGUGUGUACAAUCCCUUACUCGUUAAUGUUAUUAUUAUAAACGUUCCAACAACGGUGAACAGUUACCAUUAGAUUAGGAAAGGCGAUAAACGUCAAAUUAAAAAAUUAAGUAAUUACAACCAAAAAGUUCGUUCUAAGGACUUAGGUUCUAGGUAAUAAUUAUUCAUGCCUUAGAUCUAUAAAGAUCGACGUCAGCAGACUAUACUUAACAUUUUCACCACAUUAGGUCCCAAAACUUAUUAAACCAUGAAAAAUGGAAAGCAUUUCUUCCUAUUCUUAUUUCGAUAUAAAUUAUUCACACUUUAAUUAAAUUAUAUACAUAUUAUACUGUACAGUUAUCUCCAGUGACUUACGUUAUACAUCUGAAGGGUAAAGCUUGUGAUAUGUAUGUAUAUAUUCAUAAUUCUUGUCUAUUUUUUCAAUACAGAGAACACACAUAUUGUUAAGCGGUUAAAAGUAUUACAACACGUAGUUUAAAAUAAUAUAUACAUUCUUAUGAAAAUUACUUACUUUUUUCUACCCUUUGCAUUUUAUUUUUAUUGAAACGGACUUAAACAGUGUACGAUACGUCACAGAUCCGAUACAUACAUUAUACAAUACUACCAAGCUAACACCCACGUCCGUAGUUGAGCAAACAUAUGUAGAAUGAAACGAGCAUUAUUGAAAAUAUUUUAUAAUUAGAUAAUCCUGUUACCUGAUUGAGCGACACGUGUCCGUUCCUCAUCGUGUUACCAUUAGUUAAGUUAGUCUAUAAUUUUUUUUAUAAAUUGUAUAAAUUAGUUUCAAUACAACCGGUUAAAACACUGCCAUCAAAUGCCUAAAUAGAUUCUUAAAGUAAUUUUGUUAUACAUAUAUGUUUUAAGUUAGUGACAUUCGUGAAAUUAUUAGUUAAUUGUGAUAAUUGAACAGUGAUAGUUUAUUAAAAAAGAAAACGUACGAAAUUCAAAUUGAAAUCAUGCGUUCUAAGUUUCUCAGCGUUCGCGUCUGGCUCCUACGUCAUAUAUAUUGACAAUUUGGUUAAAUUACAUAAUAUAUUUAUUUAUUCGUUUAUAUCUAACUUAAAUUAUAAUUAGUCGAUAUGAACACCAUCAACACGACGGUGUAAAUCUAAAGUCUGAGGUAAAGAUGCCUUUAUAGAUUUUUAAUUGUGUAUGACGAGAAUCGUUAUUGUAACUAUGAUCGCGAUUAGUGCAUCGUUCUACUAAUAUUAAAGGUAAUGUAUGUAAGUAAUAUUGACACUUAUUUUGUUAAUAGCGUAGUUUAUUGUUAAGGCAAAAACUAACGGCAGAGUAUCAAAGGAAAUUUAGAUAUUAAGAAUGUUAUUGGCGUUGUACAAAGGAUAGUAUUGUUAGGGAAUAACUAUAAUGAAAUUGGCGCAUUACUGGCGAGUACCUAAUUAGAAUAGUACACGAAAAGCCCACGGAGGCUAUACAAUUAUUUGUAUAUAAAAUUAACUACAUGUGAAAUAGCCAUUCGCUUUUCGUUGCUCUCCUAAUUUAAAAAGCUGGUCUCUAAUGAAAUUUCCAAUUGCUUUUCGGUAAUAUCACGUAUUUCGUAUCGCUUGUUGUUGGUAGACGAUAAAUGAGCAAUGUGUCUCAAACAGUUAUUUCUGAUUAUGUACUGAUUUGAUAUAAGAAUAGUUCUUGGUCUCAAUGUUCUGGCAGCCCGGACUAGGAGUGGACUCGACUUGAGAAUUACUUGUAACUUUAUAUUGACAUAAUGGCCGUUCCAAUAAAAUAAAUAACAAACCUAUACUAAUAUCAUAAAUGAAAAAAAUAUUCACGUAACAUCAAUAUGAGUAAUUCAAAAGUCGACCACUUAUGUAUAAUAUUGCGAAAAUAUUUUGACUGAUAUGUAAUAGUAAUAAUGAUUAUGGUGUUAAUAUAUUUCUAAGGGUUUAACAAGAACUUAAUGCAUUUCACACUUUCUUUACAGUCCAUAAGACGAUAAUUAUUACAUCUAAGAUAUUGUGAGGAAAUAUUUUCACAUUAUUAAUGUAAGAUUUGUUGUGUAAAAACUAGCGUUUCAUGUACUUCGGAUAAAAGGAGGGUUGACUUGUGUACAUUAGACUUUGUAAUUAAAAUAGUUAAUAAAUCGAGUAUAAAGCAGUAAGAAAAUAUAUAUUUGGAAACGUUGACAAGUGUUUGUUGUAUGUAAUUACGUGUCACAGAUGGAUAUUUGAACUCUAAGUAUAUAAAUAUAUACAUAUAUAUAUAUAUUAGAUAUCUAUCCUUCAAGUUAUAUGUUUUAUCCAAAUAUAAAUUAUUCGUUUUUGUUACGAGUUCACAAACACGUUUCCCUUGUCUAUCUAAUUUUAUUUUAAAACGUAUUUUUCACUAAGUUUUCCGAGUAAUAAAACAAAUGCCACAUUAUCACCACGCAGUCUCACAGAAAGUGCCUGAAGUUCUAAACGUUUAGGUAGACAUUUUUUUAAAGAGUUCAGAGUGGUCGAGUGUGCUGCAUUUCACAAAAUACAUAUUGACGUAGCCCGUUCUUUUUUUAAAAUUCCGAUCUAGUAGAUCCACCCAUACUAUAUGUACUUACGAUUAUCGUAGUUUACACGACUAUUUCACUUAUUCCUUUGAGCUUGAUCGAUCGAUCGAUCGCAAAUUAUGAGAAAAUCAACUGUUAAUCGCUAUUUACUGAUGAUUUUAAGUUUAGUUCCGGUUAUUUUUUUAGAAUUUGCCUCAAAGUUACUCAAAACGAUAGUCCGAUACUGAUCACAACUGGCUACGUCAACACACAUAAUAUUAAAUAGUUGGGUUCGCUCAAUAUUAAGACUUAUCGCUUUCAGUACUAGCGUAUUCUUAACUAUAACAAUAAAUUAGGGUUCUAUGUUCACACGUAGCCAAUCACAUUAGUUGAUGAUUGAUGUACUGUUCUCGACGGAUUAAGGCUGUUGUUAUACAUUUUCGACCAAGUUAGGAUACAAUGACUGUUAAUACUUAUUCUGAUGUUUGUAUCGGUUUUUACGUCUCGUUCGAGUGGUGCGCCGGGUGUUAUGUUAGUCAAUGGAUGAACUGGUUUGCCAAGAGAAGUUACCUACAGUUGUGUUUAGUUAGCGAUGCAUAACGUGUUUGUACUUUAAUUUGUUUUUUAGUUGUACUCUUGGAAAUCAAUGGUUAAUAACUUAAGAGAAUAAAAUGUAUGUGAAAUAAAAAA
Molecule: messenger RNA, 8129 nt
Organism: Vanessa tameamea
Lineage: Eukaryota; Metazoa; Arthropoda; Insecta; Lepidoptera; Nymphalidae
Gene: Hr4
Product: Hormone receptor 4
Exons: 7
Coding region: 867-2897 (676 amino acids)
Biological process (GO): regulation of DNA-templated transcription
Cellular component (GO): chromatin
Molecular function (GO): zinc ion binding; sequence-specific DNA binding; nuclear receptor activity
Source: RefSeq, a predicted model, not a curated record